UAAAAGUAACACAACAAAAGUAACGCUGUUGUAAUAACCUAACAUAAAUAUAUUUACAAUUAUUUUUAAAUAAUAUCAAAUAUUGUAAUAAGUGAAAACAAGUUUAUUAUUACUCGAAUGAAAGCAGUUAUUGUAACAACACAUAUUGUAAAAGAUUUUUUACUUAUAUCUGUGAAAUGAAAAGAUACAAAAAAAAUAUAGAUGUCGGAGAUGAAGCAAUUACAAAAAGAACAGCUGAAAGAUACAAAGCUGUCAUUAAUGAAAACUUAAAUUUUGAGGAGGUAUCAAGUCAUCAUAGCUCAGACGAUGGAAAUGUGUUGGAAAAUCUUGUCACAAAUCAAGAUAUUUUAUGUGCAGAAAACAGUAAUAAAGUUACGAAUCGCACUUCGACAGAAUCAAAUGAACUAGAUUUAACCAAUCACCUUCGCAGCUUAUUACUAGAAGAUGAGAACGAAUGCCUUCAACAAUCAUGCAAUAUCCCUAAAAAUUUGGAAGAAAUGAUUCAAAAUGUAGAUUUUUUUCAAUAUAUUACGUGUCCUAUUAAGGUUAAAAAAGGCGAAUUAUUUUUAAUGAUACUUAAAUUUUGUGUUGUGAAUAAGUUAUCAUUCUUAGGCAUGACUAAUCUUUUCAAGUUGUUUAAUGUUAUUUUUGAAUCGCCAGUCAUGCCUGAAUCGCGAUAUUCUGUAGAUAAAUUGUUAAAUCCAAAAGAAUUUGCCGAAUUUCAUGCCGUAUGCCACAAUUGUUCAGCAUAUAUAGGUAAAUAUGGCGAAAUAACGUCCGUUAAACAAUGUAAUAUAUGUCAAGCAGAAUUAGAUUUAGAUAAUCCGAGUAACACAAGUUAUUUUGUUAUUAUUGAUCCAUCUACACAAAUAAGAGAUUUGAUUCAUUUUUAUGAAAAUCAUUACGAUUAUGUAGUCAACACAAGAGUCUCAAAGCCUGAAUAUAUAGAAGAUGUAUACGAUGGUAAAGAGUACCGGUCAUUCGUUAAUUCACUACUGCCAGAAGAUAAGCAUAGUUACGUAAGUGCUGUUUUUAAUACGGAUGGAGCUCCAAAAUUCAAAAGUUCGCAAUAUUCGAUUUGGCCAUUGUACCUUAUGUUAAACGAAUUACCUAAACAAGACCGAAUUAAUAAGUUAAUCACAUGUGGACUAUGGUUUAAUAAGAAAAAACCUGAUAUGAGCGUGUUCUUAUCAACGUUUGUGGACGUAAUUAAUAAAUUAACUAGUGAAGGAAUUUCAUGUAAUGUAAAAAAUGAAAACAAGGUCUUAAAACUGCACGUCCUCACAUGCUGUGUAGAUUCUGUAGCUAGAGCUCCUGUUCAGGGCAUUAAACAGUUUAAUGGUAAAUACGGAUGCAGUUGGUGCCUGCAUCCGGGAGAAUGGGCUGAAGGUAGUAUGCGGUAUCCUUUAUUAACAUAUUAUGUGAAUGAUCGAGAUCAUGAAAAAACCGUUAAUGAUAUGUUACAUGCAACUCCUGAUAAUCCUAUUAAUGGUAUUAAAUACCCAUCACCUCUUAUAAAUUUUCCAAAAUUUAAUAUUAUAUUAGGUUUUACUGUUGAUUACCUUCAUUGUUGUUUAGAAGGUGUUGCAAGUCAGUUUACAGAAUAUCACUUGCAAUCAAUGAGUAAAGAUGACAUUGAAGAACUUGAUGAAAAAAUUAAUAAAAUUACUGCGCCUCAUCAAAUUUCACGUUUAAGCCGACCAAUAAGUAUCAGAAAGGAUUGGAAAGCACGUGAAUGGGAAAAUUAUGUUCUAUUUUAUAGUGUACCGCUUUGAGCAGAUCACCUAAGCAGAAAUCAUCUUUUUCAUUGGCUUCUAUUUGUUAAAAGAAUUGAAUAUACUGUUACAAAGUAGUAUUCAUAUAAGAGAAUUGGAUCGAGCCGAUCAAAUGUUGCACGAAUUUGUAGCUAAGUCUCAAGAAUAUUUUGGAAUAAAAUCAAUGACGUUUAAUGUCCACCAGUUACUACAUAUCUCUAAAACCGUAUUGAAUUGGGGACCAUUGUGGUGUCAGUCAACCUUCUCUUUUGAAUCGGCAAACCAAAAUUUGUUAAAGGCAAUACAAUGUUCAAAAGGAGUUAAACUACAAAUCGUAAGAUUUAUCAAUAUCAAUCAUUUUAUUUCUGUUGUACAAGAAUAUGUAUAUCCACAUGCGGAUGUUUUGGUAAAAAUGUACUGUGAUGAUUUUCUUGGUUCAAAAGUGCAAAAUACUUGUAAAAUAAGGGAUAUCACAUAUUUUGGUCUGGGUAACCGAGUACCAAAUGAUAUAUUAGAAAAAUUACAGCUGUCUGAACAUUCUGCAAACCUUUUUUUGAAAAUGGUAAAAAAUGGAUGUUUAUACGAAUCAUCUAUUAGAAAGAAAAAAAGAUCAAAUAAUUCAUUUGCACAGUUAAAGGACAAAAGAUUUAUACAAAUUGAUAGUUUUAUUGCAGAUGACGAAAAAAAUCAAGAAUUCACUGUCUGCAAUGUUGUUACAACAAGACAUCGAUUCAGCAAGCAUUACAAUAAUCUUAGAGUAAUAGAACAUAUCAGCACAGAAUCUACAAUUGUUGAAACCAAUGAGAUCGAGACUAUUUGUAUUUUCAUGCAAAUACUUGGAAUCAUGUAUAUUUGCCCUCUACCUAAUCUACUACAUUAUUAAGUAUACAAGCAUUUUAAAGAAUUGCAAGCUUUUACGAGCACAUUAAUGAAAGCUUUAAUUAAUUUUUUAUUGUCGAUUAAGAAAACCGUUUUAUACAUAUUUUGUAAUAAAUAAAUUUAAAAA
Molecule: messenger RNA, 2760 nt
Organism: Nasonia vitripennis (jewel wasp)
Lineage: Eukaryota; Metazoa; Arthropoda; Insecta; Hymenoptera; Pteromalidae
Exons: 3
Coding region: 177-1775 (532 amino acids)
Biological process (GO): endoplasmic reticulum to Golgi vesicle-mediated transport; intracellular protein transport
Cellular component (GO): COPII vesicle coat
Molecular function (GO): zinc ion binding
Source: RefSeq, a predicted model, not a curated record